AUGAAUAAAAAACUAUUUGUUUUUAUAGCAGUGUUAUGCUUCUUAGAAGUUGUUCUCUCUAAUCCUCCCCCUCUCUGUCCUCCUUGUACAUAUAGCGCUACUGGCGAUAGCUCAUCUAGCCCAUGUACCAACUGCCCUAGUGGAUUAUGUACAAAAGAUGCUGCAACAGUUGGAUAAGAUCCAAGUGUUUGUACAAUUAAGCCAUGCCCUAAAGGAAAAUAUAGUUCAUCUGGUUUUGAUUACUCAUAAUUUGGACUUUUUUGCAAUAAUUGCCCUCCAGGUACAACAACUGCUAGUAGUUAAACAUCAGGAAAUUCUCCAUAAGUUUGUAAUGUUACUCUUAAAGCAUGUGCUAAAGGUAGCUAUUCUGCCUCAGGAUAUGAUACAGAUGGAUCUGGAGCUGGAUGUACUGCUUGUACUGCAGGUACAUCAACUCCUAAUAUUUAAACUACAGGAACAGAUCAAUCUGUUUGUACUCUUACUCUUAAAGCAUGUCCUAAAGGUAACUAUUCUUCCUCAGGAUUUGAUACAGACGGAUCUGGAUCUGGAGCUGGAUGUACUCCUUGUACUGCAGGUACAUCAACUCCUAAUACUUAAACAAAAGGAAUAGAUUAAUCUGUUUGUACUCUUAAAGCAUGUGCUAAAGGUAACUAUUCUGCCUCAGGAUUUGAUAAUGAUGGAUCUGGAACUGGAUGUACUGGUUGUACUGCAGGUACAUCAACCCCUAAUACUUAAACUAUAGGAGUAGAUUAAUCUAUUUGUACUGUUACUCUUAAGACCUGUCCUGCUGGCUCAUAUAGUGUAUCAUCAUUUGAUACAGAUGGUAAUGGAUCAGGUUGUAAUAAAUGUGCUGUUAAUACUUACUCUGCUUAAGGUGCUACUUCUUGCACUUCUUGCACUAAUAAUCGUACCUCUCCAGCUGGAUCUACUGCUGUAACUGCUUGUGUAUGCCCAUAAGGAACAUCUGGUCCUACAGAUGGUGUCAGCUCAUGUUCCACCACUAGUAGUGGCUCAAUAAACACUCUUUUUAUAUCACUCUUUUUUAUUUUAAUGUGUUUAUUCUGA
This is a messenger RNA of Tetrahymena thermophila SB210, 1065 nucleotides long. RefSeq lists its product as hypothetical. The transcript has a single exon. Lineage: Eukaryota; Ciliophora; Oligohymenophorea; Hymenostomatida; Tetrahymenidae. The record is from RefSeq and is a predicted model, not a curated record.